Messenger RNA from Tremella mesenterica DSM 1558, 846 nucleotides. RefSeq lists its product as uncharacterized. Lineage: Eukaryota; Fungi; Basidiomycota; Tremellomycetes; Tremellales; Tremellaceae. Bases 1 to 846 code for a protein of 281 amino acids. The transcript is spliced from 8 exons. Gene Ontology annotation, biological process: ubiquitin-dependent protein catabolic process. The record is from RefSeq and is a predicted model, not a curated record. Gene Ontology annotation, cellular component: cytoplasm; proteasome regulatory particle, lid subcomplex; nucleus. Gene Ontology annotation, molecular function: ubiquitin binding; endopeptidase activator activity; proteasome binding.
AUGUCCAUUCUCUCUGUUCAUGCUGGAAGAUCUCAUCGGAGGUCAAGCUCUGAGAACUGGGUCGAUCCAUCACCUGAAAAGGGCAGUUUGAAACUAUCACACAUUGAUGGUCUCUUACAUUUCCGUUGGACAUCUCGUACCGGAAAUCGAGUAGAAGAUGAAUUGAUCAUCUUCCCUGGUGAAGCGGAAUUCAAGAAAGCUCCUCAGGAUCCUACCGGUCGUACUCAUGUACUCCAAUUCCUGAGCUCGGAUCAGAAGUAUUUUUAUUGGUUUCAAGGCAGGGAUAAAUCAGCUUUUCCACGUGCGGCUUCGAAUAUCCAUAGCAUCAUACAGGAUCCAUCGUUUGUUCCUGAACCCGCGCCAACGACUGCGGGCAACGUUGGGACAUCCACAGCGACCUCCGGCCCGGUUGCUUCUGCAAACGAUCCUGCCACGAGUGGUGGAACGUCUGCUACACAAGCUCCCACGAUAGCUGCGGCUUCGAGUUCCGAGCAACAAGCAGGAGACGCAUCCCUCAAUGACAUACUCAAUCCUGACUCUGUCCGUAAACUUCUCAACGAAAAACCAGCCCUGUUAUCCACUCUCAUACCUCUUUUGCCCUCCGGCGCUCUCCCCAGCAAUCCCACCACAGAAGACUUCAUCACGGCCAUCUCCAGACCCGUUUUCGUAGACGCUAUCAGAAGCCUUGAGAACGCUCUGCGACAAGGCGGUCUGCCAGGGACGAUGAUGCGCGAGUUUGGACUUCCGGCGAUUGCCGGAUUGGGUGUGGGAGAGUUUCUGAACGCUUUGAUCGAUCUGGGCAAAUCGUCAAACGGGACGAGAGAUGAUUCUAUGGAAACUGAUUGA